Molecule: messenger RNA, 900 nt
Organism: Trichomonas vaginalis G3
Lineage: Eukaryota; Parabasalia; Trichomonadida; Trichomonadidae
Product: protein of unknown function, DUF4106 family
Exons: 1
Coding region: 1-900 (299 amino acids)
Source: RefSeq, a predicted model, not a curated record
AUGAGAUGGGGUCAUAAAGCUAACCCGGAUAGGUGGUUCAUAAACUUACAACCUCAAUUCCAAGAAGUUGUAGACGCAAUGGAAGCGAAUGGUGAACGAGAUAUAGCUGGUAUUUUCAGCGCGGCUUUAAUGCCAUUGAAAGAUAUGAAACAUGCAGAUAUUUUGGACCAGUAUGAAAUGAACAUGGCUGAUGGAAAUAUAACACCUGACGUUCUAGAACAUUUAUCUCAAAGAACUACACAGAACCAUAGAGAUGGUAUAUUUGGUGAAGAGUUUAGAAAGAAAGUUAGGGAGAGCGAAGGAAGAGAACCUAUUGUACAUGACCUUGCAAACGAAAGUUUGCAAAAUGUCAUAAAAACUUACUUUGCAGACAAUGAACCGAGAAGGGAUGAAUAUUUAAGAAAACUCAAAUGGACAGUACCAAAUGAAAUGUUAGUAUUGAAAAACAUGUUCCUUGACAAAAUAAAACCAACUACAGAAAUAAAUGACGAAAGACUGAAAGAUUGGGUAAAAGCUUUCCCAUUCACAAAAGAUAUAGUUGGUAACAUGGAAAGAAAACCAGAAUGGCUACAAAAACAUAUAUUUGGAAACGAGCAUAUUCCAUAUGGACAGGCACUGUUUGAAGAGCUUGAACCAGAAACUCAGGAAAGAGUCAUGCAAACAAUACGCAAAGACUCAAAUACAGACUAUGACAAACUCUUUCUAGGAUAUAGGUUACCUGAGAUGGGCGACCAGAGCCAAAAGGCAAAAAGGACAUGGGAAAUUUGCAACAUACUAGAUGAACAUAAUGCAAAGAUGCAACAACUUCAAGCAGAGGGCAAUGAAGGAAAAAGAAGAGUUAAAAACUCAGUCAGGAAGAAAGUAAAGCUUGGUCCACGUGGGUUCUAUUAUGACAUAUAA